UUUCUCUUACAUCAAGACUGUCUGACUUGGCUGCGUCGGCUACGAUUCUCAAAGAUGCAAAAACAUUAGAAAUUGGUGCAAAAUGGUGACCUAAACGACAGACAGAUCAAAUGGAAUACUCAGAUGAACAUCUCAACUUCUUCAGGCUCUGUCACAUCGUCUUUGAUAUCGUCCCUGAAGGUCUGAGAAAGAUCUUUAAACAAGAAUGGGAUGCUUUAUACACAACUGCGCAUGGUCAGUGGGAUGACACGCCUGUUAGUUAUGCCUCUUUUUACAGUAUGGAGUCACCAGGGAGUCGAACGAGAAACAGACGUCUUCUAAGUUUGAUGUCUAAUGGAAACAGAGCGAAGUGGGACUGUACAAGUUUGUUUCAUGCAAUACUGUUCUCAGACAGCGUGGGAUCCAACAUAAGACCUGUGGUGAAAACUAGUGUGGAUGAUCUUCGUGAAAUUCGUAAUGAAGUAGUGGCACACAAAAACGUUGGAAAGCUGAAUGAUGUGGAGUUUAAAAUGUCCAUUCAAAAGAUCAAAGUAGCACUCUCUUCGUUGAAGCUUGACACAACAAAAAUCAAGAAAACAGAAAAACGGGCUGAUUUUAUAACACAAGAACAAAUAAAUAAAAUCAAAAAAGAGUUAGAAGAUGAAAAGCGACGAAAUAGAGAACCGAAAUCGUUUUGUGUGCUGCCUCCUCAACCUUCUCAUGAUACUAUGGAACGAACUAAAGAGGUUGACGAUUUAUUCCAAGCGAUGCAACAAUUAUCAAUUGAAAAAAAUGGAGAGACGACAACUGUUUACUUGUCUGGGAAUCCAGGUUCUGGAAAGAGCGUAAUGGCAAGACAAGUCGCACAGAAGUACUACGAUAGUGAUGACUCCAAAGAGACAUUAAGAUUCGUUGUGACGUUUAAUGCUUCUACAAUGGACACACUGCUCAUCUCAUACGUAAUGUUUGCUGAGAGAUUAAACUGCUAUCAAGACUGCAUAACGAGCAUUACUACAUCAAAAGAUCUUUCCAAAGAAGAACAAAUCCUUCAAUUAAAAGCCCUUGCUAAUAAACAAGUGACCAAGUAUUCAUCAUGGCUGAUUAUUGUAGAUAAUGUUGUCGACCUGAAAUCGUUUUCUCAAUACUGGCCACAAAGUGGAGAAAAGACAAGUGGCAAGGGACAGAUUCUUGUCACCACACAAGAUGCUCCCUCCAUUAGUGUCAGCUCAUACUGCCAUCAUAUAUCACUCAGUUCUGGUAUGACAGAACACGAUGCAAUUGAACUACUGCAAAAAAUAUCAGGCUAUAGAUCUGAGGACAAUAAUAUCAUACUGGAAGUUUCCAGAGCCUUGGACUUCCAGCCACUUGCUUUAUCCUCAACAGCCGUUUACAUGCGAAGUGUUCGCACCAUCAACAAACAGUACUCGUGGCAUCAAUGCCUGGAGCAGGUUGAGAAGGAACGUGAGAGAUUAGAAAAAGCUUAUGAGCAAACUAGCUUGACCUACAAAUUAACCAUGACUGCUGCAGUGAAUUUAGCUCUACAGAGAGAAAUGAAUGAUGAGAUUAUGCUUCAUGUAUUUCGUUUUCUAUCCGUGAUUGCACCAGAUCCAAUCCCUUUGACGUAUGUUGUGGAGUACGUGGAAAAGUGCCUGCCUGAAGAAGAUAGAAACUUGGUCGCUUUAAAACUUUGUUCUUCAUCGUUAGUAUUGUCAUUGACGCAGGAAGCAAAGGAAAUUAGUAUCCAUCAAGUGGUUUACCACUGUUUACAGACCAACCCAAAGAUAACAGAAUGCAAGGUGAACAUGUUUACUGUGAUUUCUGCAUUUCAUUCACUUCCAAAUAUGAGUGAGGAAAAAAAACAAGUGGAUAAUUUGAUUGCUACUAGACCACUUUUAAACCACUUAAUAAAAAUCUCAAAAGGAAUUUUUGAUUUCGUCAUGAAUGAUAUUGAAAGCGAGAAGGGACUCAAUGAUCAAACAAUGCAUGUUCUUUAUAACUGCUCGAAUGUUUUACACAAACACAACAUUUUUGAGAACGCACAACAUUUAUGGCAAGUACUUUUAGCUUUACAAACAUCUAAGCCCCCGUCAUCAAAGGCACGAGAAAUAUUGAUCUUGUUGAAAGAUGACCACAUUAAAUAUAUCUCAAGUCUUAAUCAAAAUGAAAUUAAUCCAUUGGUAAGUAAUACCUUGAACAACUUAGGCGUUGUAUAUAAAGAACUAGGCCAAUUACAGGAAUCAAUGAAGUAUUACGAAAAAGCACUGACCAUCUACACAGCUGCGUACGGUGAAAACCAUACAUCGGUAGGUGAUACCUUGAACAACUUAGGCGUUGUAUAUAAAGAACUAGGCCAAUUACAGGAAUCAAUGAAGUAUUACGAAAAAGCACUGACCAUCUACACAGCUGCGUACGGUGAA
This is a messenger RNA of Exaiptasia diaphana, 2396 nucleotides long. RefSeq lists its product as uncharacterized. The transcript is spliced from 3 exons. Gene Ontology annotation, molecular function: protein binding; ADP binding. The annotation marks the transcript as partial. The record is from RefSeq and is a predicted model, not a curated record. Lineage: Eukaryota; Metazoa; Cnidaria; Anthozoa; Actiniaria; Aiptasiidae.